Messenger RNA from Schizosaccharomyces octosporus yFS286, 2036 nucleotides. RefSeq names its product mannosyltransferase. The transcript has a single exon. The record is from RefSeq and is a predicted model, not a curated record. Gene Ontology annotation, molecular function: mannosyltransferase activity. NCBI's taxonomy places the organism in Eukaryota, Fungi, Ascomycota, Schizosaccharomycetes, Schizosaccharomycetales, Schizosaccharomycetaceae. Gene Ontology annotation, biological process: mannosyl-inositol phosphorylceramide biosynthetic process. The coding region runs from base 734 to 1813 and encodes 359 amino acids.
AGAAGCACAGGACACCUACCAUCAGCAUAACUUCGUAAACUGAUGAAGGAACACAAAAAAUAACUGUGAAACUUGUUGAGUUAUCUUCUUUUCUCAAUUAUCUCUUUACGACCCUUCGUAUCCCCUCUUAGGAAAAUCAGACUGCUUUGUGAAUAGCAGCUAAACGUGCCAAUUGUAAAAUAACGCUUUCGGAACUACUUUUUCUUUUUUUUUGAUUUUUGUAUUACUACUUCCUUAUCACUUUUAAAAGGUGAACUGUGAUUGCGGCUGCAUCAUUCUUCAAAUUGGUUAAAACGAAGUUAAUAAGAAGCUUUUAGCAAGAUUGCAAGUGCCUUAUUGUGAUUAAGUCCGUAUUAUUACUUCCUUUUUGAAAAAGACCCUUGAUUUUGUGUACUAGUUGGUUUGCAUCAUUAUUUACAUAUUCCAGUCACAGGAAAUAGACGAGAAAUCAAUACGAAUAUUAUUACAGGAUUCUUAUCUGCAGCUUAGUUAAUUUUGCACCCGGCACUUUAACGAAGUUUAGUUUUGUGGUUUUGAGCUUUUACGUACUGUUUCCAGAAAUUAGACCUCUUUUGCCGUUUACGAGAUUUCCCUAAAGUUUGCCUUCCUAUAGAAACCCCCGAAAUUUAUUUUCCGCUUGACUGUUUACUUUUUCUUUUUGCGUUUGAACUUUUAGUACGCCUUAUUAAUCUCACCAUAUUCCGGGCAUUGCAUUAGCAUAUAAUACGCCGUCAUGAACAAGCCAGCUGUCAUUUUUUUCUCCAUUUUGUCCCUGAUUAUCGUCUUCACGCUCCAUCUUUUCUGGGGACCCAUCAAAUUAUUUUUUAUAGACUACCGAACAGACAUUUUGCAAGCAAGCGACUUGCCAGAUGAUUUCAGUUAUUCUCCCAAUCACAAUACGACAGAAAGUAUUCCUCGUGUAAUUCAUCAGACUUGGAAAACCGAGGAUAUUCCAGGGAAGUGGAAGGAUGCCCAACAAAGCUGUAUUAAGUUGCAUCCCAAUUAUGAAUAUAAACUUUGGACUGAUGAGGCUAUGCGAGAAUUUGUGAAAGAAAACUAUCCCUGGUUUCUUCCACAAUACGAUGCGUAUCCAUUUAACAUAGAACGCGCUGAUGUCGUUCGCUACUUUAUUCUAUACCAUUACGGUGGUAUUUAUCUAGAUUUAGAUGUGGGUUGUAACCGGUCGAUGAACCCUUUACUGGAGUAUCCCGCUUUUGUUCGAAAAACAAGCCCUAGCGGUAUUAGCAAUAAUGUUAUUGGAAUUAGAAAAAAGCAUCCUUUUCUGCUUCAAGUCAUUCGCUCUCUACCGUCGUAUGCCUUCAAUUAUCAUUUCCCUUACUUGACGGUAAUGUAUUCAACAGGCCCGCUAUUCUUUUCUAUUAUUUGGAGGGCCUGGCGAAGUCUCCCCAUGGCUGAAGCUUGGCACCACAUUUCUGUCUUGAACUCUGAUUUAUAUACUGGUUCUAAUCACUCGUUUUUUAACAUAUAUGAAGGUUCAUCCUGGCAUGAUAAUGAUGCCGGGCUUGUCUUUUAUUUACUCAGACAUUGGUUAUUAUUGACUAUAUUAGGCUUCAUGUUGUUUUUCUUCAUCGUUUUCUUGUUCUUUGGAUCUUCUUUAAAGCCUGCUGCUAGAGUCUCUCGAUCAAGCAGGAGAGCGUUUGGCAGUCCCUUUUCAAGCAAAUCAUCAUCUCCUUGGAGAAAAUUCAAACAAUAUGUUUCCACCGAUGAAAGUAGCGAUCAGCAGAAUUCUGAUGCUAUUCCUUUUAUGGCUGAGAUUGAUCUUGAAUCUCAAACGAGACCAAAAAGCCGCUAGAGAUUUUAUUUUGCUACCAAUGCCGUUACUGUUGUUAUCAUUUUGAAACUACUCUUGCAUACUUCUUAUAUUUGUAAACCAACACUUUCGUUUCUCAUUCAUUUUUAAUUUAGUUAUCUUUGACAUAUCUUAAUAAUAAUUAUAUAAAUUGCUCAAAGGUACUUAAAAGUCAUAAAGAAAAGCGUUCAUUCACUCUACCAAUAUCUUUAAUAAGUAGUUCCCA